Molecule: messenger RNA, 2151 nt
Organism: Bombina bombina (fire-bellied toad)
Lineage: Eukaryota; Metazoa; Chordata; Amphibia; Anura; Bombinatoridae
Gene: DCLK3
Product: doublecortin like kinase 3
Exons: 4
Coding region: 1-2109 (702 amino acids)
Biological process (GO): protein phosphorylation; intracellular signal transduction
Molecular function (GO): ATP binding; protein kinase activity
Source: RefSeq, a predicted model, not a curated record
AUGAAUAUUAUGAAUUCAAGAUCAACAGAUAGAAAAUCACAAAUAACAUGUCCAGGCAACAGUCUCUUGAGGAAGCAAUUUCCUGGAAUUAGUACUAAUACUUUACCCUAUUUUAACUCCCGGAGUGGUUUUCACACAACACACUCUGAGAACAGUCCUGUUAAACCAAGAAUUGUGACUGUAGUAAAACCAGGAAGUCCACCUUUAAGAAAAAUCACCUUACUUCUUAACAAGAGGGCUGUUCAGACAUUUGAACAACUUGUUGCUGACAUAUCGGAGGCACUGGGAUUGCCAAGAUGGAAAAAUGACCGUGUAAGGAAACUGUACAGCCUUAGUGGUAAGGAAAUACGAAGUAUCUCUGAUUUUUUUCGUGGGGAUGAUGUUUUCAUAGCCAUUGGUAGAAAACAACUUACAAUGAAAAACAUUGAAAUAGUUUUUAAUGAACUUUAUCCUGAUAAGCCAUUCCAGCAUUAUGAAAAUUUAAACUGCAAACUAAGAGGUAAAGGGUUAAAUAGAGGUAGCAGCUAUAAGGAUAUAGACAUUGUCAACAACCGCAGUGAUAACAUCUGUAUCCAAAAAUUAGUGAGAACAAAUGGGAUCAUAAACACCAAAUGCGAAGAAGAAGAAAGAAGACCAUAUAAAUAUGAUAGUGAAACAUCUCGGAAUGACAAGGAAAAGACACUUGGACUAAUAAAAAAUUCAGAACCAUGCAAACAAAAAAUGUUACAACGUAAGACAUCAAAUUCAAGUUUAAAUUACAAAAAUAGUUGUGAACAAUGUAAGAAAAUUAAAUGUAUACAAAAACUUCACAGUGAUAUUGAAAAUGAGAUAUCAUGUGCAGAUUCCAGACAUCUUCCAGAUAAAGAGGGGACAUCAAAAUGCCAUAGGAAGUCCUUAAUAAGGAAUUCCCAAGCAACUAAAAAGGCAGAUGGAAAUGUGGAUAAAUAUAUGAAACCAAAUAGGAAAAAUUCUAGAGUGGACAGUAAAUCUGAGGAAACACUUAAGAGUGACUAUUUAAAGACUCAGUGUUCCACAGUGAAGAAAAACAGUUGCAAAGUAGGUGAUCACUCAUCUGAGAAAUCUACUAUAGAUGAUUUUUUAGAACGACCAAAGAAGAGCAUGAAAAGCUUGAAAGAAAAUAUGAGAAUAGUGAAAAAUAGCUUAAGUAAUGAGAUAGAAAUAAUGGAGAAAAGGGAUUCAACAACAACAAAAUGUAGAGAUAGGACACCAGAACUGAAGAAAAAAGAAAAUGGCAUACUCAGUUUAAGGAGACCGUGUUGUAUCAAAAACAAAGGAGAUAUAGAAUAUUUUUAUGAAAUUGGCAAAAUUAUUGGAGAUGGAAACUUUGCCACCGUCAAGAUGUGUAAACUCCGCAACAUACAUGAGGAAUAUGCCAUGAAGAUUAUUGAUAAAUCUAAACAUAUGGGAAAAGAAAUUGUUAUCGCAAAUGAAGUGAGAAUAAUGAAAUGCCUUUCACAUCCCAACAUAGUAAAACUUUUGGAUAAUUAUGAAACUGAUGCUGAGAUUUACUUGAUACUGGAGUAUGUCAAUGGAGGUGACCUUUUUGAUGCCGUUAUUGAGAAUAUUAAAUUCACUGAAACUGAUGCGGCCUUCAUGUUAACUGAUGUGUGUGAAGCCCUGGUAUAUAUUCACAACAAGAAUAUUGUCCAUAGAGACCUGAAGCCUGAAAACCUUCUGGUGCAGAACAAUCCUGAUGGAUCAAAAACCCUGAAGGUAGCAGAUUUUGGACUUGCUGCCUAUGUUACGGGGCCUAUUUUCACAGUAUGCGGAACACCUACUUAUGUGUCCCCUGAAAUUAUAUCAGAAAAAGGAUACGGAUUAGAGGUGGAUAUGUGGGCUACAGGAGUCAUUUUGUACAUCAUUCUCUGUGGUUAUGCACCCUUCAGAAGUAAGGACCAUAAACAGGAGGAACUCUUCAAAAAAAUACAGCAAGGAGAAUAUAAAUUCCAUUCACAGUAUUGGGAUAAUAUCUCAGAAGAAGCUAAAGACCUGAUCCGUAGGCUGUUGGUACUGGAUCCCAAAGAGCGGCUGUCUGCAGGAAGUGUUCUACAACAUGACUGGAUCAGAAUGAAUAGAAAAGUAGACUAAUAAGACUUGCAAAAAAAAGAGACCAUUAACACUUGGAACAAA